Messenger RNA from Striga asiatica, 4252 nucleotides. NCBI's taxonomy places the organism in Eukaryota, Viridiplantae, Streptophyta, Magnoliopsida, Lamiales, Orobanchaceae. The record is from the annotation of a GenBank genome assembly.
CUCAAAAUUAAAAUAAAUAAUUUGUGGAAUGUAUCCAACAUCAAUUGAUUACCGUCUAAGGCCCAACGACAUGAAAUGGUAAUCAAAGAGAAAGCGAAAAAGUGACGGAAAAAAGAACAAAGUGAAUCGGCGUUAGUCUUCAUGCCGUCGGCUUUUUUCGCGCUCCUCGAAAAGCAGUCUUUCUGGUCCCCGUAGAAAAAUAGCACAACUCCAUUUCUCAUUCUCCAUUGUUCCCACUUCACUCCGAGGAAAGGAGGAGCUCAGCUCGUCUUUUUUUUCUGCGCAAAAGAUUGAAUUUUUAUGAUGGAGUCUCCGAGCCCCCUGCUGCGCCGGUACCGAAGCGAUCGCCGGAAGCUCCUCGAGUUCCUGCUGUCGUCGACCCUGGUCAGCGGGAUCAAAACUCCGGCGGGGCCCACGACCUCCUUUUCCAACAUCAAUUUUGAUUCUCUCAGCGCCGAUUACCUUCUUGAAUGCAUUCAAUCCGGUCGUGUGUUUGAUGUUUCUGAAGCAACAAAGAGAUAUUAUGACGAGUCUUCACAUCCAAUAAUGUGUCAUUUGCAGUCUGGAGAUUGUUUUUAUCUUCAUUCGGGUCCAGAAUCAGCUGGAUCCCCACCUAAUCAUUUUCCUCCAUCAAUCCCAACGAACCAAAGGGAUUUUGUUCAAUCCCACAAGUCCCAGGGGUUGAAGUAUACAGCUGGUCAUGAAUCAUUCAGAGACAUUCAAGAAACUAGGAUUGACCGCCAAUUAGUAGAAGAUCAAGAUGUGCACAAUAGAAGUAUGCUUUCAGUUGGAUUGCCAAAUCUUAAAACAGGUUUACGGGAUGAUGACUUACGGGAAUCUGCUUAUGAAGUGCUCCUUGCAUGUAUGCUAUUUUCCGGGGUAGAAAUCUACACAAUUGAAGGUAAUAGAAAGAGGGAAAAGAGUUCCAAGUUUCUAGCUGGGCUAAAGAGUAGAAAAGAUAAAAGGCAUAUAGAAUCUGAACCACCUCAACCUACUGAAAAACAUUUGAAGCUCCUGGAUAUAGUUCGCAUUUCAGAAGCUGCAGAUACAUUUAUUAGGCGAAGGUUGACGCAAUUUGCAAUGGGUAGAUCUUGCGGACAAAUUGACAUUCCACAGUUAUCAUUGGUGCUUUUGACUGGUUUAUCAAAAUUCGAUCUACCAAACGAGAAAUCAUACCAUCAUUGGAAGGACAGACAAGCAAAUCUUCUGGAAGAACUAGUUUCUUCUCAUCAUAAGAAGACCGAAAAACAGAUGAUCAAGGCUGCCCUUGCUAAAAUUAGAAACCCAGAGGAAUGGGAUGUUAAGAUGUCUCCUUCUGAUAGAAAUGCUGUUCUUUUAAGUAUUCGACAAGUUGCUCUGGCAUUUUCAUCUAAGCCCGGACAAUUUAUGAUGGAGGGAGAAACAUACUAUUGGACUGCUGCUUAUCAUUUGAACAUGAGACUCUAUGAGAAGCUACUCUUUGGUGUGUUCGACAUUCUGGAAGAUGGCCAAUUAAUAGAGGAAGCAGAAGAAAUCUUGAAGUUGUUGAAGAUGACAUGGUCAGUGCUGGGCAUCACAGAGAGACUCCAUCAUGCAUUAUUUGCCUGGGUGCUUUUCCAACAGUUUGUUGCGACCGAAGAGGCAGUACUAUUGGACUAUGCAGUUCAUGAAGUCGAGAAGGUUUUGUCUGCUGGAGGUCAUGAUGACAAAGAAAUGGCUUAUAUGAACAGCUUGACAUGUUCCACUAGUGGCAAUGCAAAUAGAUUGAAUUUGCUUCAAUCUAUUUUUUUGUCAACUAGCACAUGGUGCGACAGUAAAUUGCUGGAUUAUCAUCUACAUUUCAGUCAGAAACCGUCGUUCUUCGAGAAAGUGUUGACAAUUGGUUUGUCUACUGGGAUAAAAGGUUUUGUUCCUCUUGGAAAUAUCCAGUUUACAGGAUCUUGCCAUCCUAAUGACGCUGCUGCUAGAAAGAUCAGAUUGUAUGUAGAGAAAACUAUGGAUGCUGCAUGCAAUAGGGCCAUCGGUCUUUCAACUAAAGGGUCUGGAAAAGAUAAGAUACAUCCACUGGCUGUACUUGCUAGUGAACUAAGAUUAGUUGCUGAGAAAGACCUCUCUGUAUUUAGCCCAAUUCUUCGACGUUGGAAUCCUGAUUGUACUAUGGUCUCAGCCAAAAUAUUGCACCAAUUUUAUGGUGAAAGAUUGACACCAUUUAUCAAUGAUAUCACAUGCCUCACAGAGGGUGUCAGAAAAGUGCUUCCUGCAGCUUAUGCAUUGGAAAACUGGCUAAUUAAACUUUAUUCAUCAUCUUGUGAAGAAAGCCAUUCGCAUUAUGGCCCAGAAUUGGAGCGUUAUCCGAUUGCUGAAAUUUCCAAGUCUGUCGUACUUGACUGGGUAGUUUCACAACAGGAACGAAUUCUAGAAUGGGUUGGACGUGCUUUUGACCUUGAGAACUGGGAACCUUUAUCGGCUCAGAAAAAGCAGGCAGCUUCAGCAGUUGAAGUGUUUAGGAUCAUAGAAGAGACAGUGGAUCAAUUUUUCGACUGGAGUAUCCCAAUGGACAUCACUCAUUUGCAAGCUCUAUUAUCUAUAAUUUUUCACAGCCUGAACACGCAUAAAUUGUAUCCUUCUGCUCCUCCGUUGACUCGUUACAAGGAAGCGACAUUUCCUAUUCUCAAGAAAAAGGUGGCAGAGAGUUCUGUCAUAGAUAAUGAAAUAUACAGCAAUUUGGAAGAAUUGACAGCUUCCAAGCUAUGUGUCAGACUGAACACUUAUCAAUAUAUUAAAAAGCAAGUUGAUGUACUUGAAGAAGGCAUCAGGAAGUCGUGGAAAUCCAUCGCAUCAUAUCAAAUGGAAAGGCAGUCAAGAGAUAACAUUCCUGAGACACCAGAGACGAAAGAUGUGAAUGGUGAAUCAGUUUCUGAGCUUUUCGUUGCAACACUGGACAUCAUCAGGGAUUCUGCUGCUGAUGCCAUUAGAAGGACAAGAACCAGAAUUGUGUUUUGGGAUAUGAGAGAUUCAUUCUUGUCAUACUUGUAUCAUAGCAGUGUCGAUGGCAAUCGCUUGGACAGUGUACUUCCAGAAUUUGAUAAAGUCCUCAAUAAUGUAUGUAGAUUGAUCGAUGAUUCGAUCAGAGAUCCAGUGGUAUCAAGCAUUUGGAAGGAAGCAAUGGAAGGAUUUAUGUGGGUUUUGCUUGAUGGAGGUCCGUCACGUGCGUUUUCAGAUACAGAUGUUACCCUGAUUGAGGAAGAUUUCAAUAUGUUAAAGGAUAUGUUUGUAGCUGAAGGGGAAGGCCUUCCUCGUUCAUUGGUCGAGAAGGAAGCAAAAUCUUAUAAUAAAAUUCUGAGCUUGUUUUCCCUUCCGACUGAAUCAUUGAUCCAGAUGCUGAUGGCAUCAAGUGAGCAUAUUUCAGUUGGUGUGACCAGUUAUAAAGGUGGUCAACGGUAUAAAGGUGAUGCCCACACUUUAAUACGCAUACUAUGCCACAAGAAAGAUAGCGAAGCCUCAAAGUUCUUAAAAAGACAAUAUCGGCUUCCAUCAUCGUCUGAAUAUGAUGAGUGUGCAGAGGAGAAUUCAUCAAGUUUCAGUUCACCACUUGUUGCUGAUCUCUUGAAAAGAAGCGCUUCCUUUCGUUGGUCUGAGAAAGGUCAGAGCAGCUUCAGAUCUAUAACUAAGAGAUUUCAAGAGGCCAAAUGGAGAUAAAUGGAAAAGAAAAGAACAAAACAAAAAUAUCAGCAUGGUGAUAAAGUAUUUUCUGAAUUAAUUGUGGGCUAAAAGCAAUUUAUUGUCUUCCGAGCUAAAGAAGUCUGCAAACGGCCAGAGAGGACACACUUGGAUGCAUUUGCUAUAUUUUAAGAAGCUUACAAUUGACAACGUUACGAAUCAUGAUGCCAUUUUUGGUCAAAGGUCAAAAAGUUUAAUCUGGAAUGAGAGAGCGUGCCGGCAGUUUUCAGAAGUUGGCAACGAGGAGCCAUUUUACCGAUUUAAUUUUUUAUUUGAAAAUGAAGUAGGAAGUGAAGUGCUUGCCUUCACAUACGUUCAGUAGAUGCCAACUCUUUGGAAUUUCUCUUUUCUGGGAAUUAUUAUCAAGCCAAGUUUUGGGUGAGAAUUUGAUCCAUUUUUGUCAGAGCAAGUUUUCCUUGCCGGUUUAUCUUAUAAAUGAACUGCUUUUCUUAUCACUUAUGGGUGCAUAAUUGGUUAUGAUUCUUGAUUUUAAUUUCGGGCACAAAUUGUUCUAUGGCAUAAAUUUAUAGCGUCUCUGUUUCAAAGUUUCGAG